Molecule: messenger RNA, 1806 nt
Organism: Neopelma chrysocephalum (saffron-crested tyrant-manakin)
Lineage: Eukaryota; Metazoa; Chordata; Aves; Passeriformes; Pipridae
Gene: VSIG1
Product: V-set and immunoglobulin domain containing 1
Exons: 8
Coding region: 57-1052 (331 amino acids)
Biological process (GO): maintenance of gastrointestinal epithelium; epithelial cell morphogenesis
Cellular component (GO): plasma membrane
Source: RefSeq, a predicted model, not a curated record
UGCCAUCUAUUACCUUGACAGAGAAUAACCCCGGAGGGCUGGGAAGCGUCAAGACAAUGUGUGCAACGAUGCUGGAGAUAUUUUCAAUUCUUGCCGUCCUCGCAGGCCACGUCGGCGGCGUUGUGGUGACUGUCCCUGAGAAGACAGUGAAUGUCACUACAGGUGGAAAUGCCACCCUCCUCUGCACCUACACGAGUUCUGCACCGCUGGGAAACUUCUUCAUUCAGUGGAGCUUUUACAGUGCCAAAGAGAGCCAGCUGCACACUAUCUAUUAUUAUUCAGGAGGCCAGUCUUACUCCUAUGGAGCAUUUAAGAACAGGAUAACAGCUGCAACAGGUCCAGGGAAUGCAUCAAUAACAAUCUCCAACAUGCAGCCCUCAGACACUGGUUCCUACACCUGUGAAGUUUUCAGCCCUCAGGGCGAUGCUGGACAGAGUCAAAAAUCUGUGAUUGUCAGUGUGCUGGUCAAACCAUCAACACCUUUCUGCAAAGUAGAAGGAACACCUGAAAAAGGGCAUCUAAUCUACCUCCUAUGCAGAUGUGAAGAGGGAUUGCCUCAUCCCACCUACCGCUGGUACAAAGUGGAGGAGAACACCCUCAAGCCUGUGACUGAACAAUUUAAUCCAAGCACUGGCAUUCUUUACAUUGGCAAUCUCACCACCUUUGAAACUGGCUAUUACCGGUGCGUAGCCAGCAAUGUCCUGGGGAACAGCACCUGUGAGCUUGACCUAACAGCAAAACAUUCAGACGGUGGUGUUGUUGCUGGAGCAUUAAUUGGAGCUAUCCUGGCAGCUGCUAUCAUUUGCAUUAUCGUCUGGGUCUUAACCAAGAAGGCAAAAAAUAGGAAGUCUUCAAAUAAUGAGAUGCAAGAAAUGGCUCAGAAACAAUCCAAUGCAGACUAUGUUCAGGUACCUAAUGAAGAAAACAUUCCUGCGACCACAGUUCCAUCGAGCAAUGCAACAAUGGAAUAUCCGAGUGGUGAUGAAACAACAGCCCCUGCAACACCUGAAAACAAUGAGAAGCAAGAAGCAGAAAAAGAAGAAACAGCCUAGAGUUUGAAUAGUUUUCCUUGUCAGCUUUGGACCCCUUUAUACAAAAAUUGUUGUCAUUGAAUUAACAUAGAAGCGUGACUAAAUCUUAAAUGGGCAUUUCCAUUGUGAACCACUGGGUUGGAGAUUGAAAAGGGUCUGCUACAUGUGAACAGCAGAAGAUUUGGCCUUUAAAGUUAACCAAAUUUCUUUUAUUAUCUAGUCAUAACUGUACAAAAAUAUAAGCAUAAAAAGACUAUCAUCCACAUUUAUCCAACCUAUUUUGCAAAACUAAUUAGGAAAUUGUCAAAGUAAGAGCUUUCCAGUCAACUACCAGUAAUGCUGUGUGUAUCCACACAGUUCUGAACCACAGCAGUCUUCUACAGAAACAGUGUUGGCCAACUUAUUCCCUGUGUACCAAGAACAAUCCUCAUGGUCAGUACAUUGCAGUGUUUAAAGGAACUGAUUCUGUAUGUCAGAAGUAAAAAGAAGUCACAUCAAUGUCAUCAGAAUGCAGAAACAGAUGUUGAGACCUGGGCCAAUGAAAUCUUGUGUGUCUGAAUUCUACUUAAAUUGGAAAAAAAAACCAAACAAAAGAUCCUGGAAACUUUUACCCUAUUGCUGCCUGACACGGAAUACAUUUUGUUAACAGUGACAUUCUUGGCUCAAAGUUCCCAAGGCACCAGCAUUCCAGAGUUGUGUCUCAGCAGUUCUGGUCUUCAGUUUAAUGGAACUGGCAUUCAGGUACCCAGUUCAGACAUCAAAUGACUGUUUUCCA